GACCGGGGUGAGUAUCAAUGGUGUUCCAACCUCACCUCCGUCGUCGGCGUUCAUUGUGAUACUACCUACUCAGAUCUUUUUUGAUCUUUCGAUUGGAAAAGUUUAUUGCUUUUAUCUCUUCUAACUUGUCUGUGAGGCUAUUCCCAGUGACCGGCUCACUUACACGAGGCAUCUUUCCCAAAGCGGACUGUCCUUCCUUACACCCGUACUCGACUACUGAUUGAAUUAGUCAACCACACAACGCCAUCAACGUCUUCCGAACCACCAAGAAACCGUUUCUGUGAUACCACACCGCAAAGGUCACAAAGUUCCAUCUGUCUCACCAAUUGGAAAAGUACGAAGAAACGAACGCCAUGCCUUGCCCAUUUGACCUCCAGGCCGCCAUCCAAGGCGCCGACAACGAUGUGGCCGUCAUCAUCCCCUCCAAGCCCCAAGCGCUUACAGUCACUUAUGCCGACCUGAAGCGUGAAACCGCUUCGUUCCAGAAGAAGCUGGCAGACAUUGGCAUCACCAAGGGCUCACCCGUGUCCAUCGCCACCGUCAACUCGUACGAGUUCAUCGUCUCCUUCCUGGCCGCCUCCUGGCAGCGCGGCAUCGCCGCCCCUCUCAACCCUGCCUACAAGCAAGAGGAGUUCGAGUUCUACAUCGAGGACGUCAAGUCCGCCAUCGUCCUGGUUCCCAAGGGUGCCUACGCCGCGGGGGCUCCCGCCGUCAAGGCCGCGCAAAAGUUCAACGCCGCCAUCGCCGAAUCCUACUGGGACUCGUCCAAGAACGAAGUCGCUCUCGACGUCAAGGAGCUCGGCCAACUGACCGGCAAGGGCACCCAGCCCCUGUUGAAGCCAGACGCUGAUGACAUUGCCCUGGUCCUGCACACCAGCGGCACCACCUCCCGCCCCAAGGUCGUCCCGCUCACGCACCGCAACCUGACCCGCACCAUGAAGAACAUCCGCAACACGUACCAACUCACUCCCGCCGACCGGACCAUGCUCGUCAUGCCCUUGUUCCACGUCCACGGCCUUUUGUGCGGGCUUCUGGCCCCCUUCUUGACGGGAGGCAGCAUGAUCGUGCCCGCUAAAUUCUCCGCCACCGAUUUCUGGCCCGACUUCAUUUCCCACCGCGCAAACUGGUACACCGCCGUGCCCACCAUCCACCAGAUCCUGCUCAAGCACCCCGUCCCCAACCCUCUACCCAAAAUCCGCUUUAUCCGCUCUUGCUCCUCCCCCUUGUCGCCAACCGUCUUCCACAACCUCGAGAAAACCUUCCAGGCCCCCGUGCUCGAAGCCUACGCCAUGACCGAGGCCGCGCACCAAAUGACUUCCAACCCUCUCCCCUCCGUCGGCAAGCGCAAGCCCGGCACCGUCGGUGUGGGACAGGGCGUCGAAGUAGUCAUCCUAGACGACAAGGAUAAUAUCCUCCCUGACGGACAAGAAGGCGAGAUCUCCAUCAAGGGCGAGAACGUGACAAAGGGGUAUCUAAACAACGAAGCAGCCAACGCCUCCUCCUUCACUCGCAACGGUUACUUCCGCACGGGCGACCAGGGCAAGAAGGACGAGGACGGGUACGUCGUCAUCACCGGCCGCAUCAAGGAGCUAAUCAACAAGGGAGGCGAGAAGAUUUCUCCUAUCGAGCUGGACAACGUUUUGACCCGGCACCCGGCCGUUUCCGAGGCCGUGAGCUUUGCUAUUCCGGAUGAGAUGUACGGGCAGGAAGUGGCGGUGGCGAUUGUGUUGAAGAGCGGACAGAAGGGGGAUGCGGAGGAGUUUAGGAAGUGGGUGGGUAGCAAGCUGGCCAAGUUCAAGGUGCCCAAGAAGAUUUACUUUACGGAUGUGAUGCCGAAGACGGCGACGGGCAAGAUUCAGAGGAGGAUUGUGGCGGAGGAGAUGUUGAAGAAGGAGAGUAGGACUAGUAAGUUGUAGGUUGGGGGUUGUGAGGACGAAGAGGUGGAUGGGUGGAUGCGGAUGGGUGGAUGGAUGAGUGUAUGUGUACUUGAAGUUCGGAGUUUCACUCACUUGAUCCAUAGAAGCUGCAAAGUCACUAAAGACCUUGAGCCGGAUGAGACUGAGCAUGUCAUCGAGAUACCAAACAAGCAGCUUGUUGACUUCUCCAACCUACCGAAUACCAUCAUGGCCUCCCACCAUAAUUCACAUCAAGCAGUUCUUGGAGUUCCGUCAAAAACCUACAGCCAACAACUCUUGGACAACUCACACCGAGAUUACAACAAUCUUCCGAGUUGAACAAAGCACCAUUAUUAAACUACCUAAAGCAACUUACUAC
Neurospora tetraspora is the source of this 2274-nucleotide messenger RNA. Its product is annotated as putative fatty acid transporter FAT2. NCBI's taxonomy places the organism in Eukaryota, Fungi, Ascomycota, Sordariomycetes, Sordariales, Sordariaceae. Gene Ontology annotation, molecular function: medium-chain fatty acid-CoA ligase activity. Bases 354 to 1916 code for a protein of 520 amino acids. Gene Ontology annotation, biological process: fatty acid metabolic process. The record is from RefSeq and is a predicted model, not a curated record. The transcript has a single exon.